This is a messenger RNA of Rotaria sp. Silwood2, 606 nucleotides long. Lineage: Eukaryota; Metazoa; Rotifera; Eurotatoria; Philodinida; Philodinidae. The record is from the annotation of a GenBank genome assembly.
AUGAAUCUUAAUGUAUCAAAAAGUACUAUUAAUCGUAUUGCUAAUAAACUUGGAAAAGAGUGUCGGUUAGGUUUAUUAAAUAAUCAGAAACCAAAAUUUUAUCGUCGACGCCAUGUAGCAACACCUGCAACUGUUCGUCGUAUUACGUCAUAUAUAAGUAAAGAAAAUCCUCCAACAAUCUCGUUAAUGGCUACCGAUCUGAACGUACAUGGUAAAACUCGGUUACAUUUUAUUGAACGUGGUUCAACAAUUACCAGCCGAUACUAUAUUGAACAUAUAAUAGAACCGUUUAUUAAAUAUGUUAUUCCUCGUUUAUUUUCUGGUGAUACACGAAAGAAAAUGAUUCUUCAUCAAGACAGUGCACCGGGUCAUACAGCAAAAUGGACAGUUAGUUAUAUGAAAGAAAAGAAAAUCCAAGUUAUGACACCUGCAGAGUGGUUAACUAAGAGUUCAGACACUGCUCCGAUGGACUAUUCGAUUUGGAGUAUUUUGAAAGAACGGGUAAGAAAACGCAAGAUGUCAACAUUAAAUGGGUUGAAAAAUGCUAUCAAACAGGAGUGGGAAAAUCUUGAACAGGAUGUAAUCGACUAUGCUUUGGAGAAUUGA